UAGUAAUAUAGUAGUUGCAAUAGUAGAAAUAGUUCAAAGAGAAGAAAGAAGAAAAGGAGGACGAGGAGGAGGUGGAGGAGGAGGAGGAGGAGAAAGACAAAUUGAAUAAAAAAAGGAAAAAGUCUUUCUCGGUGAUCUGAUGGUGCUCUCGUGACGUGUUACUAGUAAUAAAAGAAUAAUCGAAAUAUUAAAUAGAAAUAAACGGUUUACAUUUAAGUAAUACCAAAAGGAUUAAAGGAGGAGGAGGAGGAGGAGUGUGCCGAGUGUCAUUGCAUCGGUGUGUGUCCGAGUUCGGAGUGCGGUAGAUAAGUGUAACGCGUCGGGUGCGUGCGUGCGUGCGUGCGUUAGUCGCUCGCGUGUACGUACGUGCGUGCGUGCGCAUGUGUAGGCGUAAAGUUCGUUCGCGAGUAACGAGCGACAACGGUGGUGUGGUUGUGGUUGUGGGUGGUGGUAGCGGUAGCGGUAGCGGUAGCGGCCAAGAGUUACUGGCUUCGUGAAGGCUACUAGAAGAGAAGCAAGUUUUUCGUUUUUUCGUCUAACAUUUGUAAAGUAGAGUGAAAGAGAACGAGGAGGAGAAGGAGGAGGAGGUGGAGGAGGAGGAGGAAGAAGGAGGAAUUAAUCAAAAUUCUGAGAAGGUCUGAAUUCAUUAGAUUUCUGGGAAAAAGGAGAAGGUACAACUGUCUUUUGCGUUGAACCUGGUGAAAAGAAAAAGGUGUUUACCUGUGUUAAGGAUAAACACGGUAAUUUCGAAAUUUUGGGACUCCGUGGAGCCCCGGCAGGCUCGGGAACGAGCGCGGCCGCUAAAAUGGGCAACAAUGCCGCGACAGCGAACAAGAAGGUUGACGCCGCCGAGAGCGUCAAGGAGUUCCUCGACAAAGCGAAGAAAGAGUUCGAGGACAAGUGGAAGAAAAAUCCAACUAAUACAGCUGCACUCGACGAUUUCGAGCGAAUCAAGACACUUGGUACUGGCUCAUUUGGACGGGUCAUGAUCGUACAACAUAAACCAACUAAGGAAUAUUACGCUAUGAAAAUAUUGGACAAACAAAAAGUCGUCAAGCUUAAACAGGUCGAGCACACGCUUAACGAGAAGAGAAUACUGCAGGCUAUAAACUUUCCCUUCCUCGUAUCUUUGCGUUUUCAUUUCAAGGACAAUUCGUAUCUUUACAUGGUGCUCGAGUACGUACCCGGCGGCGAGAUGUUCAGUCACUUACGUAAGGUCGGACGCUUUUCUGAGCCCCAUUCGCGUUUUUACGCGGCACAAAUAGUCCUAGCCUUCGAAUACCUUCAUUAUCUCGACUUGAUCUACAGGGAUCUCAAGCCAGAGAAUCUUUUAAUCGAUUCUCAGGGUUACCUCAAGGUCACGGACUUUGGAUUUGCCAAGAGGGUACAGGGUAGGACGUGGACCCUCUGCGGAACACCAGAAUACUUGGCGCCUGAAAUCAUUUUAAGCAAGGGAUAUAACAAAGCGGUUGAUUGGUGGGCCUUAGGUGUUUUGGUAUACGAAAUGGCAGCUGGUUAUCCACCCUUCUUCGCGGAUCAACCAUUAGUAAUCUACGAGAGGAUAGUCCACGGUAAACCACGUUAUCCAUCACACUUUGGUUCAGAUCUGAAAGAUCUAUUGCGAAAUCUAUUACAAGUAGAUCUGACUAAAAGGUACGGGAAUUUAAAAGCAGGGGUAAAUGAUAUCAAGGGACACAAGUGGUUCGCGAGUACCGAUUGGAUAGCUGUCUUCCAAAAAAGAAUAGAAGCACCAUUCAUACCAAAAUGUAAGGGUCCCGGAGAUACAAGUAAUUUCGAUGAUUACGAGGAAGAAACAUUGAGGAUCUCGGUUACGGAGAAGUGUGCCAAGGAGUUUGCCGAAUUUUGAAUGAUUAUCAUCGUUAUCCUCGUAUCAAAAUCGUCUUUACUUCCUGUUGUCGUCGUCAGUACCACCACCAAAACUAAACAACCACCACUACAACCGUUGCUGCUAAUAUUGCUGCUGCUGCUGCUGUUGUUGGUGAUGAAGAAGAAGAAGAAAAAGAAGAAGAAGAAGAUGCAGAGAUAAUGAUGAUGAUGAUGAUGUUGUUGCUGCUGCUGCUACUACUACUAAUGUUGUUGCUGCUGCUGCUGGUAGAUGAUCGUUGCUGCUGUCGUCGUUGUUUUAUCGUCGACGAUGAUACCGAUCGUUCGUCAUUGUCGUCGUCGUCGUUAUUGUCGCCGUCGUCAUUGUCGUCGUUAGGGGUCCUGUUGAGAGAGAUCGUUACACGACGAGGGUCAAAGUGCGUGUGUGUGUCUGUGCGUGUAUGUGUGCGUGCGUGUCUGGGUGCGACUAAUCAAAGUCAUGGAGUAUAAUAAUAAUAAUAAUAAUGGAUAUAUAUCGAGAUAUGUGACAGGUAUCGCAUAUUCGAUAAAUGAAAGAUUUGGGUAUCAUGAAAUAGAAAGAUGGAGAAUGAAACAAAAAGUUGAUGAAUGGGAUGAAAUGUGUGAUGACAAAAUCUACAAAAAAAAAAAGAAAAAAAAAA
Polistes dominula (European paper wasp) is the source of this 2504-nucleotide messenger RNA. It is a transcript of the gene Pka-C1, whose product is annotated as Protein kinase, cAMP-dependent, catalytic subunit 1. Gene Ontology annotation, molecular function: ATP binding; cAMP-dependent protein kinase activity. Gene Ontology annotation, cellular component: cAMP-dependent protein kinase complex; cytosol; nucleus. NCBI's taxonomy places the organism in Eukaryota, Metazoa, Arthropoda, Insecta, Hymenoptera, Vespidae. Gene Ontology annotation, biological process: protein phosphorylation. The record is from RefSeq and is a predicted model, not a curated record.